Molecule: messenger RNA, 726 nt
Organism: Cucurbita pepo subsp. pepo (vegetable marrow)
Lineage: Eukaryota; Viridiplantae; Streptophyta; Magnoliopsida; Cucurbitales; Cucurbitaceae
Source: RefSeq, a predicted model, not a curated record
CAGUUGUCCAUCCCAACAUUUGUCGACUGAUGCGAAGAUGUCAAGAGGUAAUUUCUUAGAAAUUCAUAAGAAAAUAUUUUAUGAACAUUGAGGAGAAACCGAGGUUAUUUCGCAACUUUUGAAUGGAUUCAAAUCAUUUAGGGCCUGCUCAAGGUGGAGAACCCGAAGUCGAUGCCGGGGUUUGGAGGUCUCAGUUGCCGCCGGAUUCUCGGCAUCGAAUUGUCAACAGCAUCAUUGAGACAUUGAAGAGGCACAUUCCUGUUUCUGGUCCUGAGGGAUUGAAUGAGUUGAGGAAAAUUGCUGUAAGGUUCGAGGAAAAGGUUUACAAUGCCGCUACCAGUCAGUCAGAUUACCUAAGGAAAAUAUCUCUGAGGAUGCUUACUAUGGAAACCAAGUCUGGGACGUUCACUGCAUUACCAUCAGUGUCGGGCCCUGUGUCUUCCAAUCAACCUUAGUCAGAGAACAUCCACAAUAACAAUGUUUCUUCUAAUGUAUUUACCAACUCUCAGAGGCCAAUAUACUUUAUUAGUAUAUUGGCUAAUAAGGUAAAUGACUCUACUAUUAGAACGUCUAGAACGUCUUAGUAUGUCUUAGUGUUGGAAUGAGAUAUUAUAUGAUAGUCUUAGUACGUCUUAGUGUUGGAAUAGAACUGUUCUGAAUCUUGAAUGUUUAUUAUGUUAGUCUUAGUACGUCUUAGUGUUGGAAUGAGAUAUUAUAUGAUAAUUA